Messenger RNA from Melozone crissalis (California towhee), 1249 nucleotides. It is a transcript of the gene NIPAL4, whose product is annotated as NIPA like domain containing 4. Lineage: Eukaryota; Metazoa; Chordata; Aves; Passeriformes; Passerellidae. Gene Ontology annotation, molecular function: magnesium ion transmembrane transporter activity. Gene Ontology annotation, cellular component: membrane. The coding region runs from base 1 to 1191 and encodes 396 amino acids. The transcript is spliced from 7 exons. Gene Ontology annotation, biological process: magnesium ion transport. The record is from RefSeq and is a predicted model, not a curated record.
AUGGAGCCGCUGGAGACGAACAGCAGCUGCAGCAACGGGUCUCUGAUCACCCUUUCGUGCCUUUCCCACCGGGCUGUGUGCCAAGUGAUCAGCAGUGCUGUCCCAGCUGAGUCCAUCCAGGACAAUGGCACUUCAGACAGCUCCUGGAUAACUCGGCUGGAAAACAACUAUGGAUUCUACAUUGGCCUGGGCUUGGCUGUCUUCUCCAGCUUCCUCAUCGGGAGCAGCGUCAUCCUCAAGAAAAAGGGGCUGCUAAGGCUGGUGGAGAAGGGAGGCACCAGGGCAGGAGAUGGAGGCCAUGGCUACCUAAAGGACUGGCUCUGGUGGGCUGGCUUGUUAACCAUGGGUGGAGGGGAAGCUGCCAACUUUGCUGCCUAUGCCUUUGCUCCUGCAACUAUUGUCACGCCUCUGGGGGCUCUGAGCGUGCUCAUAAGUGCCAUUCUGUCAUCAUAUUUGCUCGGAGAACGGCUCAACCUGCUGGGAAAGCUGGGCUGCCUGCUGAGCCUGGUGGGCAGCACUGUGAUGGUCAUACACGCCCCAGAGGACGAGGAGGUCACCACUCUGGAGGAAAUGACUUCCAAGCUGAAGGAGCCGGGUUUUCUGGCUUAUGCUGCAAUCCUCCUGGCUCUCUGCUUCCUCCUGAUCUUCUACCUCGCCCCCCGUUACGGCCAGAGCAACAUCCUCAUCUACCUCGCCAUCUGCUCCGUUAUCGGCGCCUUCUCCGUGUCCUCCGUCAAGGGCUUGGGAAUUGCCAUCAAGGGCUUCUUUGCUGGCCAGCCUGUGCUACAGAACCCACUGACCUGGAUCCUGGUCAUCACGCUGGUGGCAUCCAUCACCACACAGAUCAACUACCUCAACAAGUCUCUGGACAUUUUCAACACCUCUUUGGUGUUCCCCAUCUACUAUGUGCUGUUCACCACCAUCGUCAUCACCACUUCCAUCAUCCUCUUUAAGGAGUGGGUCACCAUGACUGUGGUUGACAUCAUUGGGACAGUCUGUGGCUUCCUCACCAUCAUUUUGGGGGUGUUUUUACUCCAUGCUUUCAAAGACAUGGACGUCAGUUUUGGGAAUUUACCCCAAGUCCUUCAGAACGAAGAGCCAGCGCCGGUCACCAGAGAUGACAAGAACAUCCUGAUAGAGGUGGACAACUCCAGCAUUGCCCCAGAGGACAAACCCAAAGCACUUGCAUGAACUCUAAAAUCCACACCAGCGUCUGGAGAGGAGGUGAGAGACAAGGACUGAUCAGUGC